GUCUUCUUAACCUCAUGAGGUAUUUUCAUGUUCGUACUGCGUUGACUAUCAGUAACCGGUUCGUGUUAAUGUUGGAGAGUGUGGCAGAUCUAUGGCGGCCUGUGUGCUGUGUCGACGGGCACCCCGGCUGCGCUGCCUCCAAGGCUUGAGAAAGGAUUUUACCCAGGCUCAACACGUCUAUGGCAAACCAGAGGAUGAGACCGAUGAGCAGGAGAGGAAGAAAGGUGCAUUUCAACUCCAGGAAGCCUCCUUCCAAGGAGGCUACAGGCUGUAUUACAACCCGUCCUCAUAUCAUCACUCUGUGCGGAACUCUGCAACUCCCCGGAACCAGACAGAAAAUGAUGAGGAUGAACGUUGUCUCUCCUCUCUGGCACCUUCCUUCUGGCAACAGAGCAAUCACUACAGUGUGAGUUGCUCGCGGCACCUUUCCAGCUCGAAAAACACACUUCUUGACUUGGCUUUCAACAAGGACCCUGAACCCAAGAUGCCAUCAGUGUCACAGUACCACAAAAAACCCAUACCACCAGACGUUAAAGUAGAUACACGUGCCUUCCAUAAAUGUCGGCCUGAGUAUGCCUUCAUGACUCUGGACCUCACCCCGCGGCCUCACCCUAUAGAAUGGGACGAGGCCUUCCACCUGCUCCAAAAAGUGGCUGUUUUAAAGGGCAGCAUGAAGCCAUCUGAUGUGUCUCAGUUUCUUGUGGAGCUCAGCCGCCUGCACCCAGACAAGAUGCCGUUUGUGAGGAGUAACAAAUGCUUCACCAUGCUCCUCCGAUAUUCUGUGGAAAACCUGCGUCUUUUUACUGAUUUGCAGCUGCUGGAGGUGCUGCAGUCAUUUCUGUGGCUGGAUAUACCCUCUGCCCACACUCUACUCGGGCUGUAUGAGACCGAGCUGAGCCGCCGGGCCAACCAGAUGACUUUACACCAGUUGCUGCUAGCUGCUGAUUUGUGGCGCUGUAUUGGUAGGGGGGUUCCCAAAUUCUUGCAGCACCUCUAUGACUCAGUCCAUCUGUAUCUGGGACAGAUGGGGGUCCCUGAACUAGUUCAGCUGUUGUAUAUAAUGGGAGAAGGUAGGCAGUGCCCACUGAACUUGAUUCACCCUGUGGAGCGGCUUCUUAUGUGCCAUUUACAAAAAUUGCACCCUGAGGAGGUUGGCGUCGUAUGCUUGGGGCUCUUUAAAUCCCAAACCUCAAUAUCUGAGAGUGCAGUGACUCGUAUUGUUGAUAAGGCACACGCUUCUGUGAAGGAGAUGAGUGACUUUGCAAUGGUGAAUGUGCUGAAAUUCUUGCGUUUCAGUUACCUGUAUCACAGAGUGUGGAUGGAGGCCAUGACACAGGAAGUUCCUCUACGGGCCCCCAGGAUGGGUGUCUCUGGCCUGAUGCAUGUGGCACUGACCUGUUCAGCUCUGCAUUAUCGCAAUGAUAACAUCCUCACUGCUGUUGCUGAAAGAAUGCCCUCGCUGGUGCCACACUGCAGGAGUAAAGACUCGAGCAAACUGCUGUGGGCCUUUGGUUCAUUGCAGUUUCUCCCAGUUCAGAAUCCCAGCUUUUAUGCAAGCCUUACAGAGGCGCUGAGACUGAGGAAGGCUGAAUUCCAACGAUACCCAGAGCAUCUGCUUACUGGUCUUUUAGGCCUGGCCUUUGUCUCUCAGUUCCCAGAGGACCUACUUGCACUAGCACUGAGCCCUGACUUUGUGAAAUUAGCACUGAAAUCAACACAGCUAGAGCUGAAAAAAGACUUACUGACUUUAGACGGAGCUGUGUCUCUAGAGUUGCCUCAGUGGACCGGCCCGAGGCUAAGCUGUGAACUCAGAGAGGAGAUGGCUGAACUGCUGUGGAAGUUUGCUCAAUCUGAUUUGUGCCAGAAACCUGAGGUUCAGGAGGCGGAAUCUUUUCUGCAAGAUCUGCUUGGGGGAGAGCAAUUUGUAUGUAAGAGAAUGAUUCUGCCCCACACUCGCUCCAUUGACCUGGAAGUACAUUUUGACUCCACUGGGCAGCCAAUACCUGUCAACCCAGCAUCCCAUGAAACCACAUUAUCUCCUGAGAACAGUUCAUCCAAUUUUACUUCAAACCAGGGUUGGGGCAGAAUAAAUACAGGAGUAACUAUAACUGAUGAACUUUUAGCACAGCUAAAAAACACCAAAAGCACCACAGAAUCUUCAACCCCAUCUCCUAAGUGUAUAUCUCUUCGCAGAGUAGAGCGUGAUGAAGGGAGACUGUUUGAUACAGGGCUUGAACUGACAAGUGACAUAAUAGAAAUUCUUACCAAACAAAGUAAGCCAGGUUCAGCCCAACAAGAUGCCAAAGGCACAGUCAAACUCGCAAUCCAAGUCUCCAGCAGGAACCACUACUGUUGCCAUUCACAGCAGUUGUUGGGCAUGCAUGUCAUGAAGAGGAGGCAGUUGAAGCUGGCAGGCUACAGGGUUGUAGAUCUUGGCUAUCAUGAGUGGUUCCCCAUACUGAGGAAAAGUAGGACUGAGAAGCUGACAUACCUGCACUGCAAAGUCUCUGAAAGUCUGUAAAGAUUGUCUGGCCUCCAAAACCCAAAGGAAAACACGGAAAACUCGGCAAGCUAUGUGCAAAGCACAGAAGAAUAUCUGAUGAGGAGGUGGACAGAUGGUCUUUUAUCUCCACCAGCUAUUGACUUUUUGUACAUGUUCAGGAUUUUGUCAAAAUGUAUGAUAUCAAGGUAUUUUUGUGAAAAGAAUACAAAUUAAGUAUUCAACAACACACUGGUCAAGGUCUUGAACAUACAGUAGACAUUUGGAAUAUGUUUCUUUUUAUGGAUUUACUUACAUUUAAACUUCCUGCCAGAAUGAGCUUUUACCUUCCGGGAGUUAGAAUAAACAGAAAACAAUGUUUAAAAAAAAAAAAAAAGAAGAAGAUAUUUAAUAACAUUCACUCAUGCGUGAUGUCCUCUCAGAGGGCAGUGCAUCUCUUUCAAGUGUUAUCAGAGUGCUGCCCCGCUUUGUACAUCAAAGUCACUAAAUUUUCAGCUCAUGUGAAGGUUGAAUGAAGCAGCUGUUUUUUGGUAUUGUGGCUGCUCCUGAACAGUGAAAUCUGUUACAUAAUUUGACAAAGGAAGGAUUAAAAUCAUCUGUCACAAUUUCAUACCAAAGGGAGGCAAAAAUCCACAGUAGAGAUCAUAAUUUCAGUACAGCAUCUGUUCCUAUUACAGAACUUGCCUAGCACAAAGCUCAGAUAGACUUAUCACUUUUUUCUUGCAGCCUUCAUCGGAAAUGGGGAGCUAAAUUCCUGCCCUAGUUGAGGCAAAUGGGUUUUGUUCCACACUGCCAUCUUUUGUGUGUUUUUUUUUAUGUUCUAAGCCAAAACUGGUCACCAAAUUUGCUCAUACAUUUGGAACACCUUUUAUUUAAGACUAGUAAAAAAAAAAGUAAUUCCACAAUCCCACAAGGCUUUUAAUGGCAGGCCUAUUUCAAAGCUCUAGGCAGCUGUUAUUGAUCAUUUUGUAUCUGAAAAACCUAUAAAAUAACCUUACCGCUCUGUGGCAGUCUAUUAAAAAUGUAAAAAAACAAACAGUCUUUUCAAUUCAAUACUAUCACUAAUUGCAAUACCUUAGUUUUCGUGUAAAUGCCCAAAAGGUUAAGAAAUUAAAUAUCAAAGGCUUCACAAAAAAUAAAAACGUAAAAUACCAUUUAUGCCACUAAGUACAUUCCUCUGUCACAUUUCUUUAAUAACAGCUAAUGCAAAACAUGUUAUAUAACAUGCAACACUGUAAACUGAAAAUGUCUUGGUAUACCAAGUGGCUGACUGGUCAUAGCCCCACUGACUCUGGGAAAUUAAUCCUUUCACAAUGGGAUAGAACUUGCUAUGUCCUUCUCUAGAUUCAGGUAAAUCUACUCAAAGCUGAGACACAGCACUUUAAUGCAAUAUCUGUUAUUUUGUUUCAAAUGGAAUGUGCUGGAGCAUAAAGCCUGAGGAAGAAAACAAGUGUAACUGUCUAAAUGUUUUUGGUCUGGACUGUAAAACAUGAAGAAGUCUUACAAUAGUAGGAAAACAAUAAUUGCAGAGAGCUGUCAAAUUCA
Seriola aureovittata is the source of this 4045-nucleotide messenger RNA. RefSeq names its product FAST kinase domain-containing protein 5, mitochondrial (gene fastkd5). Gene Ontology annotation, cellular component: mitochondrial matrix; ribonucleoprotein granule. Lineage: Eukaryota; Metazoa; Chordata; Actinopteri; Carangiformes; Carangidae. Gene Ontology annotation, biological process: regulation of mitochondrial mRNA stability; mitochondrial RNA processing. The record is from RefSeq and is a predicted model, not a curated record. The transcript is spliced from 2 exons. The coding region runs from base 92 to 2521 and encodes 809 amino acids. Gene Ontology annotation, molecular function: RNA binding.